This is a messenger RNA of Trichoplax adhaerens, 1515 nucleotides long. RefSeq lists its product as uncharacterized. Gene Ontology annotation, cellular component: nucleolus. NCBI's taxonomy places the organism in Eukaryota, Metazoa, Placozoa, Uniplacotomia, Trichoplacea, Trichoplacidae. Bases 1 to 1515 code for a protein of 504 amino acids. Gene Ontology annotation, molecular function: nucleic acid binding; ATP binding. The record is from RefSeq and is a predicted model, not a curated record. The transcript has 21 exons.
AUGAAUCCUAUUAAUGGGCAUGCAUCGUGGAAUUCCAUUGAAUCUCUGUUACUACCUAGUACUCUUGUAACGAUUCAAUCUUUGGGCUUUCAAACGAUGACACCCGUUCAGUCAGCAACGAUACCGGCGUUCCUAUCGUAUAAAGACGUUGUCGUUGAAGCUGUCACUGGAUCUGGUAAAACACUUGCAUUUGUUAUACCUAUAUUGCAAAUGUUAUCCAAAAGAGAUACGAAACUAAGGAAAUAUGAUGUAGGUGCUAUAAUUCUGACACCAACAAGAGAACUCGCUAUUCAAAUUCAUACAGUUAUACAACCAUUUUUAGACAAUAUGCAAGAUCUUAGUCAAAUUCUCUUCAUUGGUGGAAACAAUACCGUUAAUGAUGCAAAAAUGUGGAAAGAAUAUGGAGGCAAUAUAAUAAUUGCUACACCUGGAAGAUUUGAGGAUAUUAUAGAUAGGCGCAAAACGGAUUUUAAUAUUGCUGGCCACAUUAAAGCUCUGGAAGUUUUGGUUCUAGAUGAAGCAGAUAGGCUUUUAGAUCUGGGAUUCGAAGAGAGUCUUAAUACAAUUUUUAGUUACUUGCCUAAGCAAAGGAGAACGGGGUUAUUUUCUGCUACUCAAACUGAAAAGCUAGAACAGCUUAUUAGAGCCGGGUUAAGGAAUCCAGUUCGUAUUACUGUUCGUGAGAAAAAUAUCGUGAAGCAGGUAAACCAAAAAACUCCUGCCGCACUUGAAAAUUACUACAUGUUAUGUGGGUUUGAUACAAAAUUCUCAAAUCUGAUUCAUUUUCUAAAAGAAAGAAAGAAUUUAAAACAUAUGACCUUUUUUAGCACAUGUGCUUGUGUUGAAUAUUUUGGUAAUGUUUUAAAAUGUUUACUACCGGAUAUGUGCAUUCUUUGUAUGCACGGUAAAAUGAAGAAGAAGAGGACACUAAUAUUUGAGAAGUUUCGCAAAAUGUCUAGGGGACUCCUUGUUUGCACAGAUUUACUCGCGAGAGGUGUAGAUAUCCCAGAAGUGCAUUGGGUUAUUCAAUAUGAUGUUCCCAACAAAACUAAUGCUUUUGUUCAUCGCUGUGGCCGCACUGCAAGAAUUGGAAAUAAAGGAAAUGCUAUAAUAUUUUUAAAUCCGAAUGAAGAAUCCUAUGUUCAGUUUUUAUCGCUAAAUCAGAAGGUACCGCUUGCACGAUUUACAUCAAAUCAUGAAGUAGCAGAUUAUACUCAGAAAUUGCAAGAAUUAUCUAAAAGUGAUAGAGAAAUAUAUGAAAAGGGAAUAAGGGCGUUUGUAUCUUUUGUAUCAUCUUAUCGUAAGCACGAAUGCAGUUAUAUUUUAAGAGUGAAAGAGCUCGAUCUUUGUUCAAUGGCACGCGGUUUUGGCUUACUUCGCAUGCCAAAGAUGCCAGAGUUACGCAACGUUAACACCAGCCUAUUCGAAACUGUCGAUAUUGACGUUGAUGCCAUAGCUUAUAAAAACAAGGCUAAAGAAAAACAAAGACAAAUUGCUCUAAAAAAUCAGCGUUAG